Lethenteron reissneri (Far Eastern brook lamprey) is the source of this 1456-nucleotide messenger RNA. Its product is annotated as WAP four-disulfide core domain protein 3-like. Gene Ontology annotation, molecular function: serine-type endopeptidase inhibitor activity. NCBI's taxonomy places the organism in Eukaryota, Metazoa, Chordata, Hyperoartia, Petromyzontiformes, Petromyzontidae. Gene Ontology annotation, biological process: innate immune response; antibacterial humoral response. Gene Ontology annotation, cellular component: extracellular region. The record is from RefSeq and is a predicted model, not a curated record.
CGACGACGAUGAUGGCUCGGGUCUCUGCUUCGUCCCGACUUGCACUGCCGAUGACGAUGAUGACGAUGAUCGCGAUGCUGCUGCUGCUGCACUCAACGUCAGCAGUGGCCGUGAAGCCCGGCUCCUGCCCUACGCCGCCCCCUGGCGCCAUGGGGACGUGCGACGAGGCGUGCGCGGACGACGAGAGCUGCCCCGGCGAGCAGAAGUGCUGCAGCAACGGCUGUGGCCACGGCUGCGUGCAGCCGCAGGUCCUCGGGGCGAGCGGCGUGAAGUUGCCGGUUCUCAAGCCGACCCAAGUGGAGCUGGGAGAGGCGAGCCUGAGCGACGGGACGCUCCGAGGCAAAGUGAGGCCAGAGGUGAGGCCCGGGUGUUGUCAGGACCCAGACCCCUUCCCCAUCCCACGCUGCAAAUGGAGGAACGACCUCUGCCGCGGUGACGGCGAAUGCCCCGGCGUCCAGAAGUGCUGCCCGCACUCGUGUGGGAAUCGCUGUGAAAACGUGAAGCCAGUGAAGCCCAAGCCCGGCGAGUGCCCAUUCGUGGACACGAGGCUCAUCCGCUGUGCAUACCGCCCACCGCUGUGCAGCGCGGACUGGCAGUGCCCCGGGGAGCAGAAGUGCUGCAACACGGGCUGCGUGACGGCCUGCAGCAAGCCCGCGAUCGUGAAGCCCGGCUCCUGCCCAGCGAUGCCCGUUGGCUUAAAGCCGACGUGCGACAUUCGCUGUCUCAACGACGACAGCUGCCCCGACAACCAGAAAUGCUGCAGCAACGGCUGUGGCCGGCAGUGCUUGAGACCAGCCUCGGGUAUUGGGACCCCCAAACCCGGCCAGUGUCCAUUCGUGAGUUCCGAGCCCAUCCUCUGCGAGUCCCGGCGUGACCGCGGCGAGUGCAGCGCGGACUCGCAGUGCCCCAGCGAGCAGAAGUGCUGCAACACGGGCUGCACGAUGGCCUGCACCACGCCCGCUAAAGUGGUGAAGAUCGGGAUGUGCCCCGUCCACGACUACUCGGGCAUCAACUGCUUCCGCUACGAAAACGGCUGCAGCGGCGACGCCUCCUGCCCCGGCAACCAGAUGUGCUGCAGCGUCACGUGUGGGGUGGGCUGCGUGGAGCCGGAGCCAGUGGUGAAGGCCGGGCGGUGCCCGAUCCGGCGGGACACCUUCUUGACAAUCGGCUGCUCCGGACCGAGAGAGGACUGCACGGGCGACGCCGGCUGCCCCGGCAAGCAGAAGUGCUGCCUCGCAAUGUGUGGCGUGGACUGUGUGGAUCCCGCGCCAGAGUCCAUUGGCUGAGUGCUGCCGUGAGGUUCAUGAAGAGGAGGAGGACGAGGAGGAGGAGGAAGAGGAGGAGUCCGCUAUGGCCGGCUUGGCACAUCAUCCCACUUCCCCACGCUAGCAGCGAGGAGCUUCACAAGGAGCGAUCCGCGCAUCCCCCCCCCCCACCCUUCUGCCGGCCGUCUGCG